This is a messenger RNA of Didymosphaeria variabile, 2739 nucleotides long. RefSeq lists its product as uncharacterized. The record is from RefSeq and is a predicted model, not a curated record. Gene Ontology annotation, cellular component: mRNA cleavage and polyadenylation specificity factor complex. The transcript is spliced from 2 exons. Gene Ontology annotation, biological process: mRNA 3'-end processing by stem-loop binding and cleavage. Gene Ontology annotation, molecular function: RNA binding. Lineage: Eukaryota; Fungi; Ascomycota; Dothideomycetes; Pleosporales; Didymosphaeriaceae. The coding region runs from base 1 to 2739 and encodes 912 amino acids.
AUGUUUACAUUCACACCGCUGCUGGGCGCGCAGUCGGCGUCGUCGGCGUCGCAAUCAUUGCUGGAAUUUGACGGUGGCAUCAAGGUACUCGUUGACGUGGGCUGGGAUGAGGGCUUCGACGUGGAGAAGCUGAAGGAGAUUGAGAAACACAUACCGACACUCUCGUUCAUUCUCCUCACCCAUGCGACCAUCGCGCACAUCGGUGCCUUCGUCCACUGCUGCAAACACUUCCCUCAAUUCAAAAGCAUACCUGUCUACGCAACCACCCCCGUCAUCUCACUCGGACGUACACUGCUGCAAGAUCUGUAUGAAUCAACACCGCUGGCAUGCUCGACCGUGCCGGCCGAUGCUCUCGCCGAAGCUUCCUACUCCUUGGGAAACACCAACCCUAACAUCCUAAUGCAAGCACCGACAUCCGAAGAGAUUGCAAACUAUUUCGGCCUCAUCAAUCCUCUUAAAUAUUCGCAACCAACCCAACCUCAACAGCUACCGAACGCGCCACCUCUUGGCACACUUACGAUCACUGCGUACAGCGCUGGACAUACACUUGGAGGGACAAUAUGGCACAUCCAGCACGGCAUGGAGUCGAUCGUGUAUGCCGUCGACUGGAACCAGGCGAGAGAGCGUGCCUUGCCAGGCGCUGCUUGGUUCGGUGAGGUCGGAGGCGAAGUCAUCAAAGAGUUGCGCCGUCCCACUGCUAUGAUCUGUAGCAGCAGAGGCACCGGUCUGAAGAAAGCCGUGGGGCUUAACCAACGAGACGAAGCACUUGUAUCUUUGAUUAGAGACACUGUAGCAAACGGUGGCUCCGUUUUGAUCCCUUCCGACUCGAGCGCUCGAAUUCUUGAAUUAGCGCAUCUGCUCGAAGAGACCUGGAAAGAGGUGGGCAGUCAACUGAACAACGCAAAAGUUUAUCUUGCAAGCAGGACCGCUGGAGCGACCAUGCGUUACGCGCGGAGUAUGCUAGAGUGGAUGGAGAAAGGGAUCGAGAACGAUUCGUUCGACUUUAAGCAUAUCACGCUACUCGAACGGAGAUCACGGGUUACGAGAAUGUUAGCACAAACGGAACCUCGUGUUAUCCUCGCAAGCGAUACGUCGCUGGAAUGGGGCUUCUCCAAGGACGCAAUCAAGAGCUUAGCAUCAGAUCCCCGCAACUUAAUUGUUCUAACAGAGCGCAUCGGAGAUCCUGGAGGCUCGGACAAGGGCCUGGGUAGAUACCUUUGGGAGUUGUGGAAUGAGAAAAACCCCGCGGCUGAGCAAGACUCAGGUUCUACUGCAUCGAUUCCCAGCGACGGCACGCAAGCUCCACUCAGAUCGGCCCGAGCAGUAGCACUGAACGGUCAGGAGCUUCCUUUGUACCAACAGUAUCUUGCCAGGCAACGACAGCUACAAACCACCAUGCAAGGUGACUCUGGCACUGCGCUGGAGACCUCAGGAGCCGUGGGGGACGAUUGGUCGGCGUCCACUUCCACGACUUCUGAAGACUCCGAUGAUGAACAUCAAGGAAGGCUUUUGAAUACUGCAACGAUCCUGCGCCAUACACGAAAGAAGCUAGGACUAAGUGACGAAGAGCUUGGUGUCAAAAUCCUUGUCCAGCGCAAGAAUAUGCACGAUUGGGACGUCCGGGCCAAGAGGGGAGAAGAAAAAAUGUUCCCCAUAGUUACCAAGCAGCGGCGUAUGGAUGAAUUCGGCGAAGUAAUCCGACCAGAAGAGUUUGCCCGCGCAGACGAGGAUGAUCAAGUCGCUACAGAGGCGCUACGAGACGGGCCCAAAAAAGACAAUGAGAUAGGGCAGAAAAGGAAGUGGGAAGACUUGACGAUCCAAACUCGCGACGGAGGUCGCCAGAAGAAGAACCGGAAACCAGAGUCAGACGCGCAGGGAUUGAACGAUGGUCGCGAUGCUUCUGAUGACGAACCUGAAGACGACCAGGAUCGCAUUGAAGGCCCGUCAAAAGUCAUAUUCGAGAUGGAAACGCUGCAGUUGCACUGCCGCAUCGCCUUUGUGGACUUUUCAGCACUGCACGAUCUGCGUAUAAUCAACAAUCUGUUACCUCUCAUUCAGCCCCGGAAGCUUAUUUUUGUUGCGGGCGACGAAGUCGAGACAGAGAAAUUGGCGGAAGAAGCCCGGACUGUACUCGCUGCCCGCGCUGGCGAAUCCUCAAAUAUAGUGGACGUUUUCACGCCCGGUCUAGGCGACACGAUAGACGCCAGCGUCGACACGAACGCCUGGACUGUCAAGCUCAGCCGCAAUAUGGUGCGGAAACUGCAAUGGCAAAAGGUGAGAGGCCUUGGUGUCGUCGCCAUCACUGGCCGACUGGCAGCUGCCUCCCUCGAGCCAUCGCCUGAAGAGGUGGAAGACACGCCCGCAAAGAAGAAAGCCAAGCUCGAGGCCGCAUCGUCGACCGCGGAGAAUGACAAGAUGGACGCAACCCCCAUACUCGAUGUCGUACCCGCUAACUUCUCCACUGCUGUCCGCACUGUUGCGCAGCCCUUCCAUGUCGGCGAUCUACGUCUACCAGACCUGCGUAAGUUCCUACAGGCUUCUGGAAUGACAGCGGAAUUUGGAGGCGCAGGUGUAUUGGUCAUCAACGGAAAUGUGUCUGUGACCAUUAACAAGCUUACGAACAGAGUUGAGGUUGAUGGUGGUGCCUACAACCUGGCGAAUAGGAAGAGCGAUGGAGUGACAUUCUACAAGGUGAAGAGAAAGAUCUACGAAGGAUUGGCGGUCGUCGCGGGCAAUUAG